AUGAAAGGAUCGACGAGAAAGGCGCUGAUCGGAGUCGGUGUCGCCGUCACAAUCAUUCUCAUUCUUCUCAUAAUUACAUUCAUUGUCAUUUACGUUCAUUUGGUUAUGGAGCGGAAUGCGGAGCACGGACAGUUGAAGCAUUGUGUGCCCGUUAGUUUGACGCAAAGUUAAUUGACAGAGAUUGACUAUGAGAUUUCAGAUGAUUGAAUCGGUGACCAGACUUGAAAAUGAUCUAAAUGUGACCCAGAGGUUCUUGAGGACACCCAGUGCGUACAGGCAAUUAGCUGAAAAGUGUGAAGAAGCAAUUGUAAGUAAGUCUAUUCAAGUUUCCCAAAAGUUUUGAUGUUUCAGAAGUGUGUCACUGUUAUGGAUUCUCCGAUCUCCGCCGAUGUUCUCCAUUCGUUCAGUCCUUGCCACUUUUACAUUUACUACAAUCGUGACUUCUCCGCAUGCGCUGAUCUGCUGAUUGCGAAGAAAGACGACGGAAUCGCCUGCCUGAACACUCUGUUCAAUGAUAUUUAUGAAGUGAGAGCCACCUAACUUUUAAUCUGAAAUCUCCUUGACUUGCAGCCGGAUGUGGACGAGUGUGAACAGUGGGACAGUCUCCAGGAGUGCAUAAAAACACAGAUCGAAAACACUUGUAGCGGCGGAAUAAAAGCGGGCUACGAGAAGGUGAUUCCUCUGCGAAUCCAUCAUCUUCCGACAGUUCUCACAGUCUUUUUCUUUUCAGGAGGCCGCCAAUCUGCGACCGUCCAUCUGCGGAGACACCUAA
Molecule: messenger RNA, 772 nt
Organism: Caenorhabditis sp. 36 PRJEB53466
Lineage: Eukaryota; Metazoa; Nematoda; Chromadorea; Rhabditida; Rhabditidae
Source: the annotation of a GenBank genome assembly